AUGAACAAAAACGUGGCGUUCGGAGCACUGCCUACCCAGUCCAGCACGUAUCAAUGGGCAACUGCUGAGCGAGCCAAUGACGGUAACAGCGACAGCAACUUCAGGCAUGGUUCUUGCACGCAAACCAAUAAAUCCAAAAAUCCUUGGUGGAGAGUCGACCUAAUACACAGCUACAACGUGUCAGGUGUAAGAAUCAGCAACAGAGCAGACUGCUGCUCGGAUCGGCUUCAAGGAGCCGAGAUCCGCAUCGGGGACUCUGUGUCGAACGAUGACAAUCGCAACAGACUAUGUGGAACCGUGGAUUCAGUUUCUUUGAUAACAUUGAACUUCAAUUGUGGUGGAAUUGUCGGUCGAUAUGUGACCAUUAUCAUCCCAGGGUAUAAUAAAACCUUGACCCUGUGCGAGGUUGAUAUCAUCGGUUCUGAACUCCCGUCGUUACUUGGAUCAGGAAACGUGGCGUCCGGAGGACGGCCGACCCAGUCCAGCACGUAUGCAGGGGCAGGUGCUCAUCGAGCCAAUGACGGUAACAGCGACAUCCACUUCAGGAGUGGAUCAUGCUCGCGCACCAGGAAAUCCACAAACCCUUGGUGGAGAAUCGAUCUAAUAGAGAUCUACAAUGUGUCAGAUGUAAUAAUCACAAACAGAGCAGACUGCUGUUCAUUUCGCCUCCUAGGAGCCGAGAUCCAUAUCGGGAACUCGCUGGAGAACGAUGGCAAUUCUAACCGACUGUAA
Amblyraja radiata (thorny skate) is the source of this 732-nucleotide messenger RNA. RefSeq names its product fucolectin-like. NCBI's taxonomy places the organism in Eukaryota, Metazoa, Chordata, Chondrichthyes, Rajiformes, Rajidae. Bases 1 to 732 code for a protein of 243 amino acids. The transcript is spliced from 4 exons. The record is from RefSeq and is a predicted model, not a curated record.